Messenger RNA from Rubroshorea leprosula, 1757 nucleotides. The record is from the annotation of a GenBank genome assembly. NCBI's taxonomy places the organism in Eukaryota, Viridiplantae, Streptophyta, Magnoliopsida, Malvales, Dipterocarpaceae.
UUCAAUGGCGAUCGCCUCCUCCUCAACUCGCUCCUUCUGCUCUACUUCCGCCGAUCUCUCCACUCGUCUACCCCGGCUCUCCACCGUUGCCUUCAUUCCCUCCCUCCGCCCUUCUCUAUCUCUAAAGCUGAAACCCCUCUCCGUUUCCUCUCGCCUCAACUCCUCCAAUCCCUCUGAGAAUGGAGACCUCCGCUACCACCUCAACAGGGGCCGCGGUCGGGGUCCGGGCCCCAAGGGGACUCCCGUCUUCGUCAAGCUCCCCCUGGAUGCGGUUGGCCCCACUGCCGCCCAGGUGCGGAGGCGUAAGACCAUGGAACAGUCUUUUCGUGCUCUCGUCGCCGCUGGGGUUGAGGGCGUCGUCUUGGAAGUCUGGUGGGGGCUCGUUGAGCGGGACGCACCCAAGGUUUACAUUUGGCAAGGUUAUAAGGAGCUCAUUGCAAUGGCCAAACACUGCGGUUUGAAGGUUCGGGUUAUUUUGGCUUUUCAUCAGUGUGGUACAGGACCUGGAGACCCUCACUGGAUUCCUCUCCCUUUGUGGGUUCUUGAGGAGAUUAAUAAAAAUCCAGAUUUAGCAUAUUCUGACAGAUUUGGGAGAAAAAACAUAGAAUAUAUCUCCCUUGGAUGUGAUACUCUUCCUGUCCUACAGGGUCGCUCACCAAUUCAGGCGUAUGCAGAUUUUAUGAGGGCCUUCAGAGAUGCUUUUUGGCCUUUGCUUGGUGCUGUCAUUACAGGAAUCCAAGUUGGGAUGGGUCCUGCUGGUGAACUAAGGUAUCCUUCAUGCCCUUCAAGGAAGCUAACUUGGCCUUGGCGCACACGUGAACUUGGAGAGUUUCAGUGCUAUGAUAAGUAUAUGCUUGCAUCUCUCAAUGCUCGUGCUCAAGAUGCUGGCAAGCCUGAGUGGGGAAAUGGGGGUCCUAUUGGUGCUAGCAAUUUGUUGCAGAAUCCUGAGGAUACUGACUUUUUCAAAACUCAUGGUUCCUGGAAUACACCAUAUGGGAAAUUUUUUCUUGAGUGGUACUCUGGGAUGCUUCUUCUUCAUGGGGAGAACAUCUGUCGUGAAGCUAAGGCGAUAUUUCGUGGUGCUGAAGUCAAUAUGUUAGCAAAAGUGGCUGGGAUUCACUGGCACUAUGGCACACAGUCUCAUGCAUCUGAGCUAACUGCUGGCUACUAUAACACCGACUUCAGGGAUGGAUAUCUUCUUAUUGCUCGAAUGUUGGCUAGGUAUGGUUUUACCUUGUGUUGCACUGGUUUUGAUAUGCAAGAUGCGGAAGAGCAAGAGGUGAACCCAUUCAGUAGGCCAGAGGGAUUUCUUAGACAGCUUCUUCUGGCUGCAAGAUUCUGUCAUAUUCCCAUGGAGGGUGAAAAUUUUGCUCCUACCUUAGAUGAUGGAUCUUUCCAGCAAGUGCUUAAAAUGGCAAAGUUUUGUUCAGAUGGUCAAGAAAUGCCUUCCUUUUCAUUCAGCUUCGAGAGAAUGGACAAAAACAUGUUUGAUUAUCAGAACUGGGUUCGUUUUACUCGUUUCGUGAGGCAACUGUCUGGGUCUGGCACCAAUAAUUUUCGAGCCAAAUUAGAUUUUGCAGACUAUGAAUACCAGUCGCCCUUACCAGAAAGCACCAAAGUUGGAAUGGAUUUUGCACAUUGUUGAUGAGUUUUUCAGACAAUAUGUUGAUUUGUAUAGACGUUAUACAUGUUUGACAUUUCAUCUGGUGACUGUUGUGGAACGGGUAUAAAUGCUUCAAAAAAAAAAUUUUUUUUUC